Molecule: messenger RNA, 219 nt
Organism: Penicillium angulare
Lineage: Eukaryota; Fungi; Ascomycota; Eurotiomycetes; Eurotiales; Aspergillaceae
Exons: 1
Coding region: 1-219 (72 amino acids)
Source: RefSeq, a predicted model, not a curated record
AUGGCCCCGGAAAGCGCUCAUUCUGCAGUAGAUGCUAUACAGUAUGUCGGUGCCGCUCGUCUUCAAGGUACUUUCGAAGAACUCGGCAUUCCACAACGGCAUGUGUUCAUGAUCCUGUGGACCCCCAUCUCCGAGUCGCUUGGAUUGAGUGGCUAUGACUGGAAGAGCAAAGUCAUCUUCAUCGAAUCGGAUCACGAUGGGCCAGUUGGGCAAAUAUGA